Messenger RNA from Closterium sp. Naga37s-1, 2013 nucleotides. The record is from the annotation of a GenBank genome assembly. Lineage: Eukaryota; Viridiplantae; Streptophyta; Zygnematophyceae; Desmidiales; Closteriaceae.
AUGUCUGUACUGCUCAGCCCCUUCUUCCCUCCUUUCUUCACCGCUCCCUACUUCUCGCCAUUCCCUUCCGCUUCUGCUGCCGCUUGUACACACGCCCUUGCCCCCUCCUCUUUGUCUCUCUCCUCUACUUCUGCUGCUGCAAUUACACCCACUCCUGCCCCCACCUGCUCGUCCUUCUCCUCGGCUUCCGCUGCUGCUGGUACGCACGCCCAGGUCCCCUCUCUCUCAUUCUUCCCUUCCCCUUCUGUUGCUGCCCAUUCCCUCACCUUCUCAUCCUUUCCUUCAGUGUCUGCUGCUACUAAUUCACACACUCCCGCCUCCUCCUUCUCAUCCUUCGCUUCCCCUUCUGCCACUGCCCAUGCUCUCACCUUCUCAUCCGUCUCUCCCCCUUCUGCCACUGCCCAUGCCCUCACAUUCCUCUCCAUCCCUCCUCGCUCAGACACCAUAACCCCUCUCCUCCUUUCCUUUUCUCCUCUGCUGCCUGUGCUGGUUCCGUACAGCACUCGCUCUAUUCCUUCCCUCGUCGCUCUUGCACAUGCAGAUCCUUCAACCUGGGGAUUCGUCUCCGUUGGCGCCAGCGCGCGUUCCACCCCCCCGUGCAGCUGGGGAUUCGUCUCCGUCGGCGCCAGCGCGCCUUUCGCCUCCCCGCGCUGCUGGGGAUUCGUCUCCGUCGGCGCCAGCGCGCCUUCUGCCUCCCCGCGUAGCUGUGGAUUCGUCUCCGUCGGCGCCAAUGCGCCUUCCGCCUCCCCGCGCAGCUGGGGAUUCGUCUCCGUAGGCGCCAGCACGCCUUCCGCCUCCCCGCGCAGCUGGGGAUUCGUCUCCGUCGGCGCCAGCGCGCCUUCCGCCUCCCCGCGCAGCUGGGGAUUCGUUGAGCUCUUCCUCUUCGCCGUCAAUGCUUGGCGCGUCCAUCUCCAUGUCGUCGUCGCGACGCCUAUCUUCCACUCCGUGCUGGCCUCCUGCCAGAUCCCACGGAUCGCUGGCUGCGGGCUGCCUCCUCGGCUCCGAUCUGACGUCCCCUCUCUCUCAUUCUUCCCUUCCCCUUCUGUUGCUGCCCAUUCCCUCACCUUCUCAUCCUUCCCUUCAGUGUCUGCUGCUACUAAUUCACACACUCCCGCCUCCUCCUUCUCAUCCUUCGCUUCCCCUUCUGCCACUGCCCAUGCUCUCACCUUCUCAUCCUUCUCUCCCCCUUCUGCCACUGCCCAUGCCCUCACAUUCGUGGCUCGCUCCCUUCCUCCGUCCCUGCCCCCACUGCGCAGCCCAAUGGCUUCAAUGCUACCUCUCCGUCCCUCCUCGCUCAGACACCAUAACCCCUCUCGUCCUUUCCAUUUCUCCCCUGCUGCCCGUGCUGGUUCCGUACAGCACUUGCUCUAUUCCUUCCCUCGUGUCUCUUGCACAUGCAGAUCCUUCAACGUGACGCCCAGGCCUCCUCGGGCCCAUAGGGCUAGGGAUUCUCCCUCGGGCAUCUUCACGCUCCCCCCAGCGCCUCUCUGCAUCUUCCCGACGCUUCUCUCCCCUUGCAGGGGACCGUACUGGUACCGCCGCACUCUGUCCUCUCGCUGUCGCUCCUUCUCUGCUGCCCUCGAGACUUCUGGUGACCGCACAAAUUCUUUCCUGCCUCGCCUGUCCUCCUCGCGCCUCCACUCCGUUCCUCUUUCCGCUAGGGAUUCGUCUCCGUCGGCGCCAGCGCGCGUUCCACCCCCCCGCGCAGCUAGGGAUUCGUCUCCGUCGGCGCCACCGCGCCUUCCGCCUCCCCGCGCUGCUGGGGAUUCGUCUCCGUCGGCGCCAGCGCGCCUUUCGCCUCCCCGCGCAGCUGGGGAUUCAUCUCCGUCGGCGCCAGUGCGCCUUCUGCCUCCCCGCGCAGCUGGGGAUUCGUCUCCGUCGGCGCCAACACGCCUUCCGCCUCCCCGCGCAGCUAGGGAUUCGUCUCCGUCGGCGCCAGCGCGCCUUCCGCCUCCCCGCACAGCUAGGGAUUCGUCGAGGCUUGGCGCGUCCAUCUCCAUGUCUCCAAUAUGA